GUUGCUUGUGUUGAAGUGAUUGCGGCGCGUUCAACAUCACAGCGCCUCUUUCCCCCACCCCGUGCCUCCCGGUGGGAGGAUGCUACGUUUGUGUGAAGGCGGCUGCUCUUCGUUUUGGGUGCCCGCAGAAAGGGGGUACGGCUGGGAGGCCGUCCCACCCGUGAGCAGCUGCGCGGCCGCCUUGGAGCAGGCCCUGCGUGGGGAAGGGAAGGAUACUUGGGCGUUUAGACCUGCUCAGUAGGUAGAGCUGCUGUGGACGGCGAGUUGAAAACUGUUGUGGACGGCGAGUCUGAUUUCUAGGAAAGAAGCGGUAGGCUUUUGGUUCAGAACUGGGUGCGAGGAAGAAACCGGCGAAGCAGGAGUUUAUUCUGAAAGCUGUCAUUGAAUUUGCAUGGAUUUGGGAGUUAAAGGAGUUGCUGCAUCCCCUCGAAGGCAGGCUCAGCUGUCAUCGAUGGGAAAGAAACAUCAGGGCUGGAGACCAGAUACACAGGCUACUCAUGGUCCUCGCCCACCAGAGGUGCCAUGCCUAGAUCUAGGGAGGCUGAGAGAUUCUGAUGAAGAGGAUGGGGACUCCUAUAUACCAUACAGUGGGAGUUAUACUCAUACAUGCCCUCUAGAUUUAUCUUCAGACUGGAGAAUGUCAUUACAAACACCACAUGCACAGAAUCAUCAGGGUCAACAGCAUUCUGUUUUGAAUCAGAAGACAGUACCAGAAAAUCUGCCAUCCCCAACAGACAGAUAUACACUGAAGUAUCAUCAGUAUGAAGCAGAUAUGAAGGAAGAAUAUAAGCAGCAUUUUCAGAGAAUUGCAGAAAAGAAAAAAGACCGCCUCCAGUGUCCAGAAACUUCAGUAAAGGGUACACAGCUUGAAGAUGGACAUGAUGAUCUUACAGCUCUUGAUGAGAAAGCUCUCCUGCAACAGUGCUACACAAGCAAGCCCUAUAAUAUGUGGCAUAGUAUAAGGAAAUAUGAAGCUGAGGAUGUUGCUGCAGAGAGGAGAAAACAGGCUGUAGUAGAACAAGUAAUGGUGGAUCAAUUAUCUAGAGCUGUUAUAAGUGACCCAGAGCAAUCCACGCGUGCUGAUGUUUACAAGGAAGCUCAUGGACUUCUGGGAACUGGGACAGCACCAAUGCGUUUUAGGAAAAGAACGCUACAUGAAACGAAAAUAAGGACCAAAUCAGGAUUAACUGAAAACAUGCUCUCUAACAAGCUACGCUUUGAUAGUAGGAUUAUAUCAAGAAACGGUCGCGAUGCUUGUAGAGAGUUGAUUGGAUUUUUUUUUGCAUGUGACAAAUCCCUUACUGUGUAUGAAUUCCGACAAUUUGGAAAAAAUAGAACAAAUGCCUUGCCUUUCAUUCAGAAGGGAGUUUAUCAACAUCAACGUGGAAAAAGGAAGGGAAACGCUUACGAUCUUGGUGAUUUCUACAUUGGAGCUAACCUAACUUUCCAAAGUGUUGAUCAUAACCUUCCAGAAAGUGUUAAGCAGAACCCAGUUCUCACCCUUCGUGUGAUAAGUAUUGAUGAAGCAGCUAUGAACUUUCUAAAAGCUGCUUCUACGGAAUUAAAGCAAGAAUGUUCCAAGCAAGUAGUUGAUGACAGCGAAGUUUUCAGGAAGAUUCAAGGUAUAUUCAGAGAGACGCUAAGUAAAAGAGGAGUUCGGGUUAUAACAGGCUUAGGAAAGUAUUUCCGACAAGUAGACAAGAACAGAAAUGGUUUUCUCUCACAGGCAGCCUUUAAAGAAGCUCUAAAAGUAUUCCAUUUGGAAAUGCCUGAAGGGGACUUUGAAUCCUUAUGGCUUAUUCUUGAUGACUGCAAUAGUGAUAAGGUCGACUAUGGAGAAUUUACUCGUGCCAUAUUUGGAGAAAUGAAUGAAUAUAGGAAAGCGUUUGUAAGAAAAGCUUAUAUGAAACUAGAUUUCAACAAAACUGGGAGUGUGCCUCUGGUAGAUAUCAGAAAAUGUUACUGUGCAAAGAAACAUCCUCUAGUAUUGGCAGGCAAAGCUACAGAAGAAGAGAUUAAAUCGUCAUUUCUAGAAACAUUAGGAGAGUCCUGCAGCAACUCCAGUGAAGUGUCCUAUUCUGAGUUUGAAGAUUACUAUGAAGGAUUAAGUAUUGGAAUCAUGGAUGAUGAUGAUUUUGUUAAUAUCUUAAGGAACCCUUGGGGAAUUUAGGGUGGAAGAUGACAAAAAUGGAGACAUUUUCUAAACAAGGAAUGAGCUAAAUAAGAGAGGAUUUAGUCCUAACGUGCAUUACUUCAUAAUUAGUGUCUUGAACUGAUUUCACUGAAAAUUAAUACUUUCAGAAUAAUACAUGGAAAAUUUGUUAGAGUGUCUGUUGAGCUCUACUAACCACUUCUUUAAUGUAAAUGCUGUUCAUUCCUUUUCAUUGAAAAUAAUAAAGUCUGGUCCCUAUACCAAAAGGCAUCGUUUACUUGAUAUUAAAGUGGCCUGUUCUAUUAUAAGAGAGAAUUAGAAUACUGAAAUGCAU
This is a messenger RNA of Tyto alba (common barn owl), 2486 nucleotides long. RefSeq names its product calcyphosine 2 (gene CAPS2). The record is from RefSeq and is a predicted model, not a curated record. The transcript is spliced from 18 exons. The coding region runs from base 392 to 2170 and encodes 592 amino acids. Gene Ontology annotation, molecular function: calcium ion binding. NCBI's taxonomy places the organism in Eukaryota, Metazoa, Chordata, Aves, Strigiformes, Tytonidae.